Blumeria graminis f. sp. triticale is the source of this 1464-nucleotide messenger RNA. NCBI's taxonomy places the organism in Eukaryota, Fungi, Ascomycota, Leotiomycetes, Helotiales, Erysiphaceae. The record is from the annotation of a GenBank genome assembly.
AUGUCGACUACCAUCAAUCCUACUCAUAAUACUCCGUUAAGAGCUCCAUCAGUACCUUUAAAUAACAAUCAUAAUGAACCGUCGUACACAAGCAACCAUCAUCAUCACCAUGACAUCAACUCAGUCCAACCAGGUCCGGCGGGUGUGUCAAAGAAAGGGAAACAAAAGCGAAUGACGGACCCUAAUGAGGCCUCCAACCUAAUUGCUGCUAAAAUAUCGCAAUUAGAGUCAGAUGCUGCUGGAGACAAGGAACAGGAGGCUGAAAUUGAGCGAGAGGUCAAGAAACAGACUCGCGAAUUGAACAAUGCGACUGCCAAAAUGGAUCCACUCCAGAAAAUGGAAACUAUCCAUCGUCGAUAUACUGAGCUUCUUUCUCAAAUGAAGCGUCUCGAACGUGAAAAUCAGAAAAAUAAGAAGCGAGCCGACAUGCUGCAGAAAGAAAGGGACCACGGACGGAGUGAUUUGAGUAAAACAACUACUAUUAAGGAAAAGCUCGAAAAACUUUGUCGCGAAUUGCAGAAAGACAACAAUCGUCUCAAGGCUGAAAACAAGACCUUACAAGACGCAGAGAAGGACAACCAUAUGGCAUGGGAUAACAAGUUCAAGCAAGUUCUAUGGCAAUUAGAAGGGAUUCAAGAAGCUAAGGACAAUCCUCAAGCUCAAGUAGUUCAGGUUGAAGUCGAUGAACUUUUUCGACAACGCUUUAAGUCUUUAAUAGAGCAGUAUGAACUUCGUGAAUUACAUUUUCAUUCACUUCUCCGUACGAAAGAACUCGAGGUACAGGUUAGCAUGGGCCGAUACGACAGAGAGAAAAAGUUAGCAGAGGCUGAAGUUGCGCGAUCCCGGGCUCUGAACUCACAAGUGCUGACUUUCUCCAAAACGGAGAGUGAGCUAAGAAGUCAAUUAAAUAUUUACGUUGAGAAAUUUAAACAGGUCGAAGAUACGCUUAAUAACAGCAAUGACUUGUUUUUAACAUUUCGAAAAGAGAUGGAAGAAAUGUCCAAGAAAACAAAACGCCUUGAAAAGGAAAACACAAAUCUAACGCGAAAGCACGAUUUAACAAAUCAAAACAUUCUCAAGAUGGCCGAAGAAAGAACCAAAAUCAACGAAGACCUCCAGACCCUUCGAAAAAAAAAUGAGAAGCUAACAAGUAUUAUCAAUCAAAUGCAAAAACAAGGUCGGGGGGUCCCAGGUGGAAUGGCAAAUAUGGCAGUUGAAAAUACAGAAGCUGAUUACAUAGACGGGGAUUUAGUCGGUAAUGAAAGUGACUAUGAGUAUGAGAUAGAAGAAGAUGAAGAAGAAGAAGAUGACGAAGGGAGCGAAGGUGACGAAGGGAGUGAAGGCGAAUACAAUGAGGAUACAGAGGAGGAGAUACAUUUUGAUGAACCGAGGCCUUUCGGACCAAUGCCUCCGCCUUCUCUCCCGAUUCCUGGUGCUCCUACAUCAAACGGUAUUAAACAUUAA